Molecule: messenger RNA, 1538 nt
Organism: Oryzias latipes (Japanese medaka)
Lineage: Eukaryota; Metazoa; Chordata; Actinopteri; Beloniformes; Adrianichthyidae
Gene: popdc1
Product: popeye domain cAMP effector 1
Biological process (GO): heart development; regulation of membrane potential; skeletal muscle tissue development
Cellular component (GO): sarcolemma
Molecular function (GO): cAMP binding
Source: RefSeq, a predicted model, not a curated record
GCUUCAGCGUCAGCCUGUCAGCUAACUGGAAUGUGCGACGCACGCAUCGCAGACCCAACCGCAGGAUUCCCCCGCAGAGCCCGCAGUCCUUCACCGGGAUCAAGCAGAUUCAGAUAGCCGCUGCUCCGCCGGUCCCACUGAGGUACUUAAGAUGUCCUCCCCCACACAACUGUCCCCAGUUAUGGUCCCCAUGGUGCCGAUAUUCCCUUCGUCCACGCCAGCGGGGUAUGUGGAGCCUAAUGCUACCUCCUGUCAACAGUGGGAGCAGCCCCACCACCUCUUCUUCCAUCUGGGGAACUUGUCCCUGUUGCUGGGUUUGGUCCUUCCCACCACACUGGGUCUGCACAUGAUCCUGCUGCGCCUCUUUCUAAUGACAGGAUGCAGCCUCUUCAUUACCUGGGCAACACUGUACAGAUGCAACCUUGAUGUGUUGGUGUGGAACGUGAUCUUUCUGCUGGUCAACUUCAUGCACUUCUUUUUUCUCUUGUACAAACGCAGACCAAUUAAAAUUGACCGGGAGCUCCAGCUGGUCUACAAGCGGCUGUUUAAGCCCCUCCACGUUAAAGAAGCACUUUUCCAGAGGCUGACAGGACAAUUCUGCACCAUCCAGACGCUGAAAAAGGGCCAGGCCUACGCAGUUGAGGACAAGACGUCCGUUGACGAACGGCUCAGCAUUCUGCUCAAAGGAAAGAUGAAAGUGUCAUACCGAGGACAUUUCCUGCACAACAUCUACUCCAACUCUUUCAUUGACUCUCCAGAAUUCAGGUCCACAGAGAUGCACAGAGGAGAGAAGUUCCAGGUGACCAUCAUGGCAGAAGAAAACUGUAAGUUCCUGUGCUGGUCCAGGGAGAGGCUGACAUACUUCUUGGAAUCUGACACCUUCCUCAAUGAGGUCUUCCGCUAUCUGGUUGGCAAAGACAUCACCAAUAAACUGUACUCUCUGAAUGAUCCAAAGCUCAGCGACAAGGCGGUUAAGAAGAUGGACCGUCAGCCCAGCCUGUGUUCUCAGCUGUCCAUGAUGCAGAUGAGGAACAGCAUGGCCAGCACCAGCGACACCGAUGACAUCCUUAACCAGAUCCUGCGAGGGGGGUCUACUGAAAAGUCACCUGUUGCCAAGUCGUCUGCUAAGAUGAAGCGGAUAGAGGAAGGGAUGGAGGACGAUGUCUUUGAAGAACCAGCUCCCGACCACCACUCGAAGAACACGUCAGCAGAGGAGCAGUGAGUGGCAGAGGCGCAUUUUUGAACUGAUUCUGCAGUCAAUUCAAAGCCAAAUAUGAAGACAGUAAAGACAGAAGAAGCUCAGUUAGUGAGUCAGCCCAUCUAAGGAAGGGUUGUUAUUUAUUUUGUGACACUUUUAGCUUAUUGUUCUACAAAAUCUGCCACGACUGAAAUGGUAGUGAAGCAGCACUUUGUGUUUUCAGCAUGUGUUUUUUUUUGUCACAUUUGCAUUUAUUUCUAUUUCUUCUUUUUCACUGUUCUUUUAUUUCAUUGUAACUUCACAUUAAAGAAAAUCCUCUGAGGACGACUUUAAAUGAGAA